AAAGCGUUGAAAAAAAUGCAUGCGAUUUUCUCUCGCAGGGUCUUCGUCGUUGGUUCUUCUUCUUCUUCGCAGCUGACCAAACUGGUGAAGAAGCAGCCGAGUCAGAGUCGCCGUCAUUUCAUGAGCCAUCUUCUUCCUUCUUGCCUCAGCUCAUCUUCUUCUUCUUCUUUGAUCAAUCGUCGCUUUGUUCCUUCUCUAUCGCCAUUGGAGAAAGUUCAUGACUUCUUCGCAGGCACGUUCGGAAACACCAAUCUAAAGCGAAGAAUCGGAAACGUUUUGGAAUCUAGAGUUGGGUUCUCCAGUUUUGAGCUUCCUAGUGUUGGAUUCGAGUCUAAGGGUUUUACUGGGUUUCAAAAGCGUGGAUGGAAGUCUUGGUUUAAUGGAGCUAAUGGUGUAGUGUUUGGGCUAUCAACGUACAGUUUUGCGUCUGGACGUAUACACACGCUCAUAACUUCGGGCUUUAGUCACAUUGGAACCAGUCAUAUCAUCUUCAACAUGGUUGGAAUCUACUACUUCGGAACCAGAAUUGCAAGAACCUUGGGGCCGCUCUACCUUUUGAAGAUGUACUUUGCUGGAGCACUUAGUGGCUCCAUUUUCUUCUUGAGUCAUCAUGCUAUCUUGGCUACACUCAAGGGUGAAGGAGUUGUCAUUGAGGAUCAAUCAAACCUCCCCAUUUCGCAGCUGGGUGCUGAAGGACCUGUGUUUGCCAUCACGCUGCUCGAUAUGUUUCUCUACCCAAAAGUUACUACAUACUUUGGGUUGAUGCUCCGAGCGCCUGUAAUGACUGGAAUUUUACACUUAGGACUAAACAUGUUAACGAUUCUGGAGGGGGAAAUUAACAGUAUCGCAUCAAGCUCGGGUCAGAUGGGAGGAGUUGUGGUUGCAGCGAUGGCGUGGGCAAGGAUAAGGAAAGGCCGAUUCUGAUACUGAUUGGUCAUUAACUUUCUCCAUUGAACCA
Molecule: messenger RNA, 958 nt
Organism: Camelina sativa (false flax)
Lineage: Eukaryota; Viridiplantae; Streptophyta; Magnoliopsida; Brassicales; Brassicaceae
Source: RefSeq, a predicted model, not a curated record